AACUGAUGUUUGUCAGUGUGAGUGUGUAACUGUGUGUCUGCAGACAUGUUUUCGUCUUUUGUCUUCCUCCUGUCGUUUGUCUGUCUUUUGUGAUGAUUAUUCAAGUGUUUGAAGAGUGCAGUGUGAGGACAGAGCUUCAGACUCUGUAAUAAAAACCUGAAGGAGAAAAAAGAUUCCAUGUUCCUGUAAUCAGCUCUAGAGCAGGUGAAGUGUUUGACCGGCAGGUGGCGCCACACUGACAGGAAUGAGCAGCCUGAGCUCCACAGCAUGGACCCACAGAGACCCCCACCCUCAGCAGCGCCACGGUCUGACAGCCGCGUCCGCCCCCGGAGGAAGAGGAGGAGUCCCGGUGCUGAAUGUGCGGAUUAUUCAGGUGAAGCUGCUGCAGAGGAACAAGCUGCUCAGUUUGGCUCGUUUUCCAGGAGUCGCAGAGGAAACCUUCAGAGGAGGAGACCUUCAGACCUUCAGAGACCAUCAGAGCUGAGGAUGAGUGACGUCCAGUUGGCUUCAGCUUCCACCGUCUCCAAGGUUACAGGCUUAUCACAAGGAUGCAGUUCCCACGGCAACGAGCCUCCAGCUUUCAUCCUUCCUCCUCGUAAUGCCUGGGUCACUCUGGGGGGAGAUGCUCGACUGGAGGGCAAGGUGUGCGGUCAUCCUGAGCCUCAGGUCACAUGGUACAGAGAGGGAAGAGCUGUGGUUGGUGGAGAGCGCUUUGUUGUGGCGCGGGGAGGGCGGGGCAACUUCAGCCUGUUGGUGAGCGGCAUUGCGCAGGAGGACCUGGGCCGUUACACCUGUCAGGCAACCAAUCAGGCGGGGAGCCGUCAGGUUACCGUGGAGAUCCUUCUGGAAGAGAAUUCUGGGAAGAAGUACGUGGUGCCGUCCUCCAUGAAAACAGGGUGCCGCUCUGCAGCUCCUGCUCUGGAGAACAGGCCGAGUAUUUGGAGCGAGAGUCCCCCGAAGUUCAUCAACAAACCGAGCCGAGUGUUCGCCGAGCCGGGACGGACCGCCAAGUUCUCCGUCAAAACCACAGGACGCCCGCAGCCCCGGGUCACAUGGUCCAAGGGGGAGGCGGAGCUUCAGUCUGGUGGGCGGGUCAGCGUGUUCGAGCGCUCUGGCCUUCACUUCCUGGAGAUAAAGGAAGUGUGUGUUGAGGACGCAGGAAGUUACACGUGUUCGAUUAGCAACAGCGCCGGAAUGGCGACCGCCAGCGCCGAGCUCACCGUCCAGGGUGUUCCUGAAGACUCCUCCAGGACCGUCGGGCCCUCUGAGGACCCACAGACCAGAACCAGGAGCCCGAAGGAGGAUCGAGGAGCUCCCAGUGCUCCCAGCUCCCAGCCAGAGCCGUCCAGACCCAGAGAGAAGCAGCAGCAGCUCAGACAGGCCAGGAGCAAACCUCCUGUACUCCCUCUGCUGGCCGAAAGGAGAACUGCAGCUGCUCAGGUCAACAGCAGCAGGUCAGAACCUGAUCAUGUCGCACAGUUUCAGGUGUGUUCAGGAUCACCUGUGUGUUUCAGGGCUGUGAUUAAGUCCACGACGGGGUCCAACCUGCGGUUCGAGGCCAUUCCUCUGGACCAGGAGGCCACAGAGGGAGCACAGGUCACAUUCACCUGCCAAGUCCCCUCCUCUGCUGCCGGCGCCGCGCUCACCUGGCUGAGGGACGGGGACCCGGUGAGGACGGGGCCGGGUCUGCGGCAGAGACGGGACGGCACCCGCCUGAGCCUCACCGUGGAGAGAGUGAGACGGGCGGACCGCGGGACGUACAGGUGUCAGCUGACCACUGCUGACGGGCUGACGGUGGAGUCUGCAGCGUGGACGCUCCGAGUCCACAGUGCAUCUCGGCCUCCGGCCUUCAUCAGCCUGCUGCAGGGCUGCAGCGUCUCCGAGGGUCAGACCAUCAGCCUGCAGGCCUGCGUGGAGGGAAAACCUGCUCCAAAUAUCCGCUGGCUGCUUCACGAGUAUCCUGUUCCUGCUGCAGCUCAGUCCUCAUAUGUGGGGGGCGUGGCCACGCUGAUCAUUCUGAACGCUUCACAGCAGGACGACGGCGUGUACGUGUGUGUGGCAGAAAACAGCCACGGCCGAGCGGAGAGCAGCGCCCGAGUCCAGGUCAAAGGCAGACAGAGAGGCAGGAGGUCAGAGGUCACAGAGGUCAGAGCUGUGUGUGAGGCUCCUCGCUUCAUAAGUCGCCUGAGCGACCUGAAGGUGAUGGACGGCAGCAGAGUCGCCAUGACGGUGGAGCUGAGCGGUCACCCUCCCCCGGAGGUGGUGUGGCUCCACGAUGGGCAGGAGGUGACCGAGUCAGAGGACUUCCAGCUCCUCCGAGAGGGGAACCGCUGCACUCUGCUGAUCCACGAGGUGUUCCCCGAGGACACCGGGACCUACAGCUGCCAGGCCUGGAACCAGCACGGAGAAGACCAGACCCGGGCCCGGCUCACUGUGGAGGAGCCUCAGGAUGGCGUCCAGCCCUGGUUCAUCACCAAACCCAAAGAGGUGAGCGCCGCAGUCGGUCAACACGUUCUCCUGUCUUGCGCCAUCGCCGGAGAUCCGUUUCCCCAGUACACCUGGACCAGAGCCGACCUGAGCCGACCUCUGACCUCUGGGGGUGACUAUGAAGUGCUGCAGAAAGAGGACGUCAUCUCGCUGCUCAUAAGACGAGUCAGGACGGAUCACGCCGGAGACUACCUGAUCACCCUGAGGAACAGUGUGGGCGAGUGCAGCGCUGUGGCCACACUGUGUGUCACCGAGGAAGCAGCAGACGGGAGAGGACGAGCCGACGGCAGCCCGACGGCAGCAGGAGGAGGACGAGGAGGAGCAGCUGGUGGGAGUGCGGUUCUGAGAGGAGGUGCCAGAGGAGGAGGCGUGGAGCAGGGAAGCAGCAGCAGCAACAGUGGUGUCAGUCGGCAGUGGCAGGAGGCCAGCGAGGAGCAGAAGGAGAACCGGCAGCUCCUGCACCUGCACAAGGAGGAGAAGAAGAAGAAAGAGGAGGACCAGGCCACCGCUCCCAGAGGCCUCCUCAGGCGGUGCGUGGAAACCAGGGAGCGUGGUGAAGAGGAGCUGCGGCAGAGGGAGGCGCAGCAACUGGACUUUCGCUCGCUGCUUGGACACCGAGCUGUUCAAGGCAAAAACAACCAGGAGGGAGACGAGCCGAGGGAGGCCGGCCCCGACACCGCCACCCCUGAGCACCACCAACGCCACCACAUGGAUUUUAAGGCCAACCUCAAGGGUGUCAAACCCAAGGCGGAGGAGAAGGCGAACUCCCCGCAGCAGGUCGACUUCCGCAGCGUGUUGGGGAAGAAGGGCGCCGCCGGCAGCAAGGCUGCAGAGACGCCCACAAAGAACGCCGGCGACUUUCGCUCUGUUCUCGCCAACAAGAAGAAGCCGACGAGCCCGGAGAAGAACGGGGAGAAGGUGGAGGUGAACAACUGCGUGGAUGGAGGGAUUAAUGAGAAGAAGAGCACCGGAGGAGGUGGAGGCCCGGCGCCAGAGUUUGUGGAGCAGCUGAGCGACGUGACGGUGCUGGACGGCCAGCUGCUCCGGCUGCAGUGUCGCCUCGCCCCCUCCGCCGCUUCUGAUGUCACCAUCACCUGGACGCUGGACGGGAAGGUCAUCAAGCCGUCCAAGUUCAUCGUACUCGCCAACGAAGGCGGCCUGUGCUCUCUGACCAUAGACAAAGCUCUGCCGGAGGACGAAGGCCAGUAUAAAUGCAGAGCGGAGAACUCUGCAGGCAGAGCCGAGUGUUCCUGUACGGUUCUAGUAGACGACCCGGCUAAAAACUCUCCGGCUGACAAGAAGUCCAAGAAGGCAACUCCGACCUCAGAGAGUGAAGCCCGAAUAAAGAAGCCCACUCCAAAGACUCCGCCCAAACAAGCUCUUCCUCCUCAGAUACUGCAGUUCCCAGAGGACAUGAAGAUCCUGGCGGGGGAGAAGGUGGAGAUCCUCUGCAAAUUCUCGGGAGCGCCACCCAUCACCUGCACCUGGCUGAAGUUCAGGAAACCGAUCCAGGAGGGUUCAGGUGACAUCUCCAUCGAGAGCAGCGACAGCAGCAGCAGACUGACCAUCAGCAGCGGGCAGCAGGAACACUGCGGCUGCUACACCAUCGAGCUGAAGAACAGCUAUGGCCUCCGACAGGCCGCCCUCAACCUCACCAUCGUCGAUAAACCCGACCCCCCAGCAAAGGUUCCCGCAGCCUCAGACAUCCGGCGGUCCAGCCUGACACUGUCGUGGUACGGGCCAACCUACGAUGGUGGCAGCGCCGUGCAGUCCUACAACCUGGAGAUCUGGGACUCUGUGGAGCAGCAGUGGAAACACCUGGUGUCCUGCAACAGCACCUCCUACAACGUACAGAACCUUCUCCCAGAGCGGCAGUACAAGUUUCGUGUCCGGGCAGAGAACAUCUAUGGAGUCGGAGAACCAAGUGCCGAGUCCGAGCCCGUGACUGUGGGACUGGUGGAGGAUGAUGCAAACCAAGAGGAGGUAGAGGAGGAUGAUGAAGACUCAGAGAAAGAGCCAGACUACAGAGAUGUGACAAUCAGAGCAGAUGUGAAGGUGAAGGACCUGUAUGAUGUGGAGGAGAGGCUGGGAACGGGGAAGUUUGGUCAGGUCUUCAAGCUGGUGGAGAAGUCCACAAAGAAGGUUUGGGCCGGAAAGUUCAUCAAAGCGUACUCUGCAAAGGAGAAGGAGAACGUCCGGCAGGAGAUCGGCAUCAUGAACAGCCUCCAUCACCCCAAACUGGUCCAGUGUGUCGACGCAUUCGAGGGAAAGUCUGACAUCGUCAUGGUGCUCGAGAUGAUCUCAGGCGGGGAGUUGUUUGAGCGAAUCAUCGAUGAAGACUUUGAGCUGACGGAGAGAGAGGUGAUCAAAUAUAUGCUGCAGAUUAUCGAUGGGGUCAACUUCAUCCACAAACAGGGCAUCGUGCACCUCGACCUCAAGCCAGAAAACAUCAUGUGCGUCAAUAAGACCGGCAGCAAAAUCAAACUCAUCGACUUCGGCCUCGCUAGACGGCUAGAAAACGCAGGAACUCUGAAGGUUUUAUUUGGGACUCCAGAGUUUGUGGCUCCAGAAGUCAUCAACUACGAAGCCAUCAGUUACCCCACCGACAUGUGGAGUAUAGGAGUCAUCUGUUAUAUACUGCUGAGCGGUCUGUCUCCCUUUAUGGGCGAUAACGACAACGAAACUCUGUCCAAUGUGACCUCGGCCACCUGGGACUUCGAGGACGAAGCCUUCGAUGAAAUUUCUGACAAUGCCAAAGACUUCAUCACCAAGCUGCUGAAAAAAGACAUGAAAGCUCGGCUGACCUGCGCACAGUGUUUUGAACACCCCUGGCUGAAACAGGACACAAACACCAUGAAGGCCAAGAAGCUCUCCAAGGAGAGGAUGAAGAAGUACAUCCUGAGGAGGAAGUGGCAGAAAACAGGUCACGCUGUUCGAGCCAUUGGCAGACUGUCAUCCAUGGCCAUGAUGGCUGGAGUCAGCGCCAAGAAGGGCUCCCCCACUGAAGAGGAUAACCAGUUCCUGGAGUGUUUAGAGUACGAGCAGAAGACGGAGUGUAAGCCGAGCUUCAGCACUGUCAUCAAAGACGUGGAGGUGGUGGAGGGCAGCGCUGCCCGCUUUGACUGCAAGAUAGAGGGUUAUCCUGACCCUGAGGUGGUGUGGUACAAAGAUGACCAGCCCAUCAAAGAGACCCGACACUUCCAGAUCGACUACGACGAGGACGGAAACUGCAGUCUAGUCAUUUCAGAGGUGUCAGGAGAUGAUGAUGCCAAGUACACAGUGAAGGCUGUUAACAGUCUGGGGGAGGCGACCUGCACUGCUGAGCUGUUAGUGGAGGUGAUGGCUGGAGAGGAGGAGGAAGAGGAAGAAGAAGAGGAGGAAGAGUAAAGGAGAGACUGGACUCCCACAGGAAGAGGAGGAGGCGACAUUGGGCAAUAAUCUGUCUUCCUCAACCUAUCAGACCUGAGCAGGAAAAAUUACCCACAGAUAAUAAGUAGUGAUUGGAGGAGCAGGUGGGGAGAGUUUGCCACACCUGUCCUCACCUUCAGAAGCAGUUUUCCACUCUGAUUUAAGGGCUUUUAGCACUUGUGUUUGAAGCGCUGUGCUAGUGCAAAGCUGCAGCCAGGUUAGAAAAAUUUUUGUUGUAUGUUUCAUAAACUGAUCAGUGGUGAUCUUUAAAUUUUUGGAGCCUCCCAGGAUCAUAUUUAUUCCAAAAUCUGAAAAAAAGAAUGAAUAAGAUGUGAUUUAAUGUCCUGGUCUGAGCGUUAAAGAUAUUUAAUGAUGAAUAACCAGCGUGUAUUACUUAUGUCAGAUUACAUAUUUUCCUGGGGCUAAAGUCAGGAUGUUAAAUCUGUGUGGAUGUGACUUAUUGAUCCAUUUGGGGAAAAAUCUGCACCAUAAUAAUACUUUUUAUUAAACACUCACAAUGUUGAUGUUUUACACCCAAAAGUCUUUAAUCUUUUUCAAACUGCCCCCUUCAGCCUUGCACCAUACACUGGGUUAAAGCCACCUUCAAACCUGCUGAACAGAAGCUCCGCCCCCUCAGCUUACCUACUUUGCAUACGUAGGUUUCAACUUUAAUUCAUUGGUCAUUCUAGAAGAAACAAAACUGCUGCGAUUUUCUGCCCAGUUUUCAAAAUUAUUUAAACUCACUGCUGGAUUUUUUUUUUUAACCACUAAUUGUGCUGUUGAACACACACACACACACACACACACACACACACACACACACACACACACACACACACACACACACAGAUUUAUGAUGG
Archocentrus centrarchus (flier cichlid) is the source of this 6755-nucleotide messenger RNA. It is a transcript of the gene mylka, whose product is annotated as myosin, light chain kinase a. Bases 268 to 5874 code for a protein of 1868 amino acids. NCBI's taxonomy places the organism in Eukaryota, Metazoa, Chordata, Actinopteri, Cichliformes, Cichlidae. The transcript has 37 exons. Gene Ontology annotation, molecular function: ATP binding; protein kinase activity; protein binding. The record is from RefSeq and is a predicted model, not a curated record. Gene Ontology annotation, biological process: protein phosphorylation.